Messenger RNA from Limulus polyphemus (Atlantic horseshoe crab), 2588 nucleotides. RefSeq lists its product as uncharacterized. The record is from RefSeq and is a predicted model, not a curated record. Bases 88 to 960 code for a protein of 290 amino acids. NCBI's taxonomy places the organism in Eukaryota, Metazoa, Arthropoda, Merostomata, Xiphosura, Limulidae. The transcript has 3 exons.
CAGCUGAAAAUAGAGAAUAAUCCGUUUGCUAAAGGCUUCAGAGACACUGGGAGUGGAAGAAGAGAUAAAAAGCGUCCGUCACUUCCAAUGACAGAAGCUCACCUUCCAGCGACAAAUGAGGAUCCCAAACAGGACAGUGUAGACGCAAUGGAAGGCUGCAGCAGCGAAGAGGAAACAGUGGACGUCGGAGGAAGUGGAGAAGAGCUAUUGGACGCCCCCAUAAUCUCUAGUACUCCGCUUGUUAGCAGUAGUCCUGGAGAUCAGGAAGUUCCAGAAGAUAACAAGAUGGACCUAGAAAAAAUGGAAAACACUGAUGUUGUUAAUAAAAAGACCACAGAAGACAGGAACCAGGAGACCUCAUCUAAGAAAAAGGAAGCAGCUUCUUUGGCCAUCCCAGGAUCAUUUACUCCAGAAUCUUCAAAUGCUGGAGCACAGAGUUUUCAGAAUGUUGACCCCCCAGAGAACCAUGCGCACAGUUUACAUCAGCUUGGAAUUCAUAAUACUUUAGGAGGUGGUUUACCCCACCCUCACAUAUUUCCUUAUCUCUACCCACCAGCUUUGUACCCCCAAUUCUACUUUCCUCACGCCAUUCCUACAACAUCUACAAUGUCUGCAAACGUAUCAUCUCAUCUUUAUUCUUUGAUGACUCGUAGCAACCCAAGAUUUUUGGACCCUGGAUGCAGACAUGGACAUCAUCGAUUCUUUCCAUAUCCGUUACCAGUGACCACCAGCUCGACACAACUUCCUGCUUCUACUCUCCACUGCCCUGUCCCACUCCCACUACUCAAGGGCAUGUCUUUAUCCCCAGCUUCUGAAGUUGCGAGUUCUUCAAGCUCGAUAAGUCCAACUGUCUCUCCUUCUGCUUCUAGCACGUUACAGAGCAUAGAGGAUAUGGUUAAUGGGUUGGAAAGGCAGCAAGAACAGCUUGCCAUUUUGUCCUUGUCCAAACUUAAUGAGUGAUGACUACAGUGAUCAAGAACUAAGGGAAAGAGCCAGCCAAGCUUUUUGCUUAGCAGAUGCCCGCAUCACCCAGAGCUCAGCAAGAGUCGCGAUGACCUCUAGUGGCCAAGAACACAAUCAAAUAAGUUCCGCUCCUUCCAAAACAGACCUACUGAAGACGAAGUAGUGAGAUCUGUAAACUACACGUAGCCGGCACUGGGUGGGGGUAUCAAGAAAUUAUAUACAGAAACAUUUUCUCGUACCCUGAAGAAAAGGGCGUGAAUCUAUCCAAGUGACAAUAAAUCAGAUAGUUAGGUAGCUAAUAAGCAAGAAAAGCAUUCAAUCUCGAAAAACGAAUUAAAGAAGUUUGUGCCCAGCUCAAGCAAUGAAUAGAAAACCCCACCUCUUUUAGUUUGUGAAAUGGUUAUUCUACUUUUGGCUUAAAGAACUACAUUCAGUUUAAUUAUAUCUAAAAUUGGUUUCAUAGAUAUGGUUGGAAGUUCAUCUUCUGUGCUUCUUUCUCACCCUUUUAUAAAUAGAAACGGAAACCCACCCUCAUUAAGCAAAUACUAGCGAAGUGGAUACUCGGUAUUUUUGUCCAACAAUAACUUAAGAGAAGAUUUCUAGACCUAUACUUAAUAUUCAUCUGGUGCCUUAACAGAUGAUUGAUGUUCCACGUUCAUUAACUAUUUGUGACAAGUGUUAACUUUAGAAAUCUUCCUGCCAAUGUCAAUGUGCCCAGCAUCGGAUUUAUGAAUUCUUGAGAACAUAUCUUCGAAACUCGUUCGUGUCCACUGUUAAUUUGGAAGAUGGUUUGGCAACUGGCUACAGUACGUAAGUCCAACGGUCUUUUCAGAAGUUAUUGGAAAGCUAUCUGUAAAAUAUCAAUUUGAGUACUUUGUGAAAUUCAACUUUAAAGAUUGUACUCAGUAUUAUAUGUUUAAAGCUCCAUCACGUUCCUGUUGUUAUGGACAGUAUUUAUAUAUUAAUCAUUAUAAACUCUCUUGACUAUUCUUUUAACGAUUCCUAAGGCAUGCUCAACAACGUCCUGAGUUCCUAUUUCCAUCAAUCUUCUGGAGACAUUUCAAGAAUAAAACAUUUCUCUGGCAUAAAAAUAACUAAGCAAAGUCAAGAUGAAACGAACAAUGUGGCGAAACUGCAAGGCUAAACUAAGAAUGCAAUUGAAUGAUAGUUAGUAAUACAUUGUAUUGCUGAACUACGUAAUGAUGUUGAGGAAACUGGAUUGGAUUAUACUUAAUAUACUUGAUUUUUGAAAUACGUAAUGAUGUUGAGGAAAUUGGAUUGGAUUAUACUUAAUAUACUUGAUUUUUGAAAUACGUAAUGGUGUUGAGGAAAUUGGAUUGGAUUAUACUUAAUAUACUUGAUUUUUGAAAUACGUAAUGGUGUUGAGGAAAUUGGAUUGGAUUAUACCCAAUACACUGUAUUGUCCAAUUAAUUUUUGGAGUCAAAUAAAUUAGAAGUGGGUAUACUGCAAUUGAAAACAAGACUUACUCGAUAAUAGAUCUACAAGUUAACGAAGUGACCUGCUAGUCUGUGUCAAGGCCCGAAAUAAUAUCAUUUAAAGCUUUGGGCUUCUAAUGAUGUGUCUUUAAAACGUGACAUAAAUAUUAACAACCAAUCUCAAUGGA